AGAACACUGUAGCCUAAACAUUAGCAUUGAGACCCGGAUUAGCGUGCCGCGGCUGCGAUAUCCGCCAUUUUGCUAAGGUUUUCGCUACAGUGUUCCGUGUUGAUUUGAUGUUCACUAUGGACGACCGGAUGGAAAUUUUCAAACUGGCGCAAUCCUAUAAGAUAAAAUGGGAACUACUACUUGAAAGCAAGGUGCACGAUGAGCUUUGUGCACAUGCGCAGUCCUUAGGAUGUGAACUGGAUCUGCUACUAUUACCUGUGUUUGUGUCUGUAGCCAGUGCAAUGGGACCCAAUACAAAGGUCAAGGUUACCAAAAGUUGGACAGAAUAUCUUAACCUUACUGGCAUUGUAGCAGCAAGACGAGGUGAAAGAAAGUCGACAGUAUUAAAUUGUAUUAAAACUUGUAGUCGACACAUGAAAAACUUCAAAGACGACAAAGAAAUAGAGGACAAACCCCAGGUCGCGGUCAUAGACGAGUCCUUUGUAGAUAACAUUACAGAAACCUGCAGAAUCAGGGGAAGUCGUAUGUUUAUUAUAGACGACCUUGACAAUGUUAUUAAAGAGGUGAUACAAAUACCUGAUAUCUGGAAUCUUCGCACCUUGCAAUCGUCCUUGACCUCUUGUUCAGAACAGAAUGGUGGUCCUCCUAGCAACUGUGUAAACGUCAUAGCAGCGGUCCAGGCAGCCAAUAUCUCGGAGAUCGUUAACUUGCCUGACCCGGGGCGGCUUGUGGAUAGGAUUUUAGUUUUGUGUGCAAGGGAUUCUGAAGAUAUUGUGACAUCUAUCAAACCAAGUGAAACUUUAGAUACAAUACUCCAAAAGAUAUACGAUUUACAUGUUGAUAAAGAUGUUACUUACACAUUCAGUGAAGAGGCGACACGAGAGUUUGAGAGAAUGUCCGGAAUAGUCAAUUCUCUUAAGAAACAGUGCCAUAAUGAUGAACUGAAACGAGGUUGUGCUAAUCACGUGAUGUCCCAAAUGGCGCGAUUAAGCGUCAUAUCAACUGCUUUGACGGCUGCAAUGACAGAACCCAACACAGAUUUUACCAUAACCAAAACGACUGUGCAGUCUAUGUUUGUUGUCUCGCUGUACCUGCUGCGACAAAAAUGUCUGCUGCUACAUGGAUCUGACAGUGCUACAUACUCCGAACUAUUUCACUCUAUUCUUAGUAGUGAAGUUGAGCUACUUACAUCGAUGAAUACUACAAAUGAAUUCAGUGGGAGAGAGAACGAAGAUGACGUCAUAGAAAUCACUCUGGAUGGCAACAAUGAACCCGUUGCCAGAAUUAUACCAAAACGUGACGACUCAGUGGAGACCAAUGGCGACGAACCAGCUCGGAAUCAGCAAUCUGACGUCACCAUGUGGACAAUGGAGAACAGAGACAAUGCCACUAGCCAGAGUGAGCGAGAAACAAGCAGCGUGUAUUAUCCAAGUGCACCACAGGAAGUGAUCGGUCACCCCAAACACCCUCCACUUAAUCAAGAGACAAGUAAUCGCCAACAUUACGAACCAAAUCAAACACUACCUCUGGAUGGCGACAGUAAACAGUUUAACAAUUCUGGCGUUCUUCGACCAAGAGGCAAAUUUCGUCCUCCACCUCCGCCAUUAAAACUUCGACCACAUCAGCUUCAUGUGAACCGUCGAUUUAUUCCUGCCCCCAAACGUUUGACCGACAAAACACAACUCAAAACAUGCAUAUUCACAUGCAGUGAUAGUAUUUUUGUACAACUGUGUUGCGCUAAAAUCAGAAAAUGUCUGUUGACAAAAGGAGUAUUCAUCACUUCCUCCUACGCCUGCCAGUACCGCCUUUUCCCGCCCGUUCCCCUGGUACAGAGGACGUCUUCUCCGCGGACCACCCAUCCAUCGUGGGCGGCCGUGAAAUUCUUUGAACGUUUAGAAUCUCUUGGCUUUGGCGAGGUCAUGGUCUUUCGUUCACAGUCGGUAAAAUUUAGAAAGAAGUCUCUAGAGGAAAUGUCAGAAAAAGCGAGGACAAUACUAAGACAGGUGGGGAUCACUGAUGAGGACUUCAGAUCUUCUCUGACGACGGAGGAGGAAGUUCAGGGGUCCAUACAGGAGUAUAAUUAUAUUUUCACCGUCCAUCAGAACGGGGAGAUCGAAACUGAACAAAUGCAGCAGAUGGAGGUUGAGCAGAAAGUCCAUCAGCAGACUAAACAGAAUCCGUCUCGAUCACAGUCUUCGGCAAAUAAAGUUUAUCCAACAGGGUCCUUUAUACAUAAUUCUGAUGUGGAGCCAUCUUUCGAAAAGGACGAACAUAUCUACUGUUUCAGGAACGCCAAAAAAGGAUACGCUGUUCUUAUAAUGAAUUAUGAGUUUGUAGAUGAAGACGAAAAUUUACCUGGAGUAAAACGUGACCUUGAAGAUAUGUCCAAACUAUUUGAUUCUAUGGGUUUUGAAGUGAGGGAGUUUGUUAAUCUUACAAAUGUAGAACUAGUAUCAGAGCUUGAAGGUAUCCGAAAGGAGAUGCCUAGUGAUUGUGACUGCUUUGUAUGUGUCAUCAGUACCCAUGGAGGAGAGGAUCCAGGAUUUUAUAAUGGUUAUCCUAAAGAAUCAUUUACAAAGACCGAGCACUAUCUGUUGAACACGGAAGGCGCAGUCUGGACACGGCAGAUUGUAGGCAUGUUUAACAAUCAGCAAUGUAGAGCACUCAAAGGGAAACCCAAGUUAUUCUUCAUUCAGGCUUGUCGAGGAAGGGGUGUAGAUAAAGGUGUUGAUUUGUUAGAAAAUAACGGCGACGAAAGUGACGACGAUUCUGUAGACAAGGAAGUGUUCCAAAUCCCAUGUUACAACGAUUCCUUGGUGAUGUUUUCUUCUACCUCAGGUAAAUAUGCGUGGUCUGAAGAUUUGGAAGGUGGCUGGCUUCUCUCAGCCUUACAAAAGGUGUUUUCCAGUAAUACUGGGGAGGACCUACUUUCACUUUUGACACAAGUUUGUGGAGAUGUGGCGACUAGAGAAGCAUUUAUACCGUGUAACAAGAGGGCCCAUCAGUCAAAGAGCACCGCCUGCAUUUAUCACAAACUGUCUAAAGACAUUCAUUUUCCUCCGUUCAAGCUUAAAAAAUGAAAAAAAAUCUUUUAUAUCAUUUAAAGAUGGACCAUAGACUAUUUCGA
Molecule: messenger RNA, 3127 nt
Organism: Saccostrea cuccullata (small rock oyster)
Lineage: Eukaryota; Metazoa; Mollusca; Bivalvia; Ostreida; Ostreidae
Exons: 7
Coding region: 108-3080 (990 amino acids)
Biological process (GO): proteolysis
Molecular function (GO): cysteine-type endopeptidase activity
Source: RefSeq, a predicted model, not a curated record